Messenger RNA from Apis dorsata (giant honeybee), 2504 nucleotides. RefSeq names its product carcinine transporter (gene CarT). The transcript is spliced from 12 exons. Gene Ontology annotation, cellular component: membrane. The record is from RefSeq and is a predicted model, not a curated record. Gene Ontology annotation, biological process: transmembrane transport. The coding region runs from base 93 to 2111 and encodes 672 amino acids. Gene Ontology annotation, molecular function: transmembrane transporter activity. Lineage: Eukaryota; Metazoa; Arthropoda; Insecta; Hymenoptera; Apidae.
CUAUCGGAAGGAAGCUAAUGCACAUCACGUAACGCGUUUCUAAGGUAUCGGCCGAGGUUUCGGUAAGCUGAACGUGGGCAAAGUUCACGAGAAUGGAGCAUUUGGAUGAGAAUCGAACCUCUGGGUCGGCAAACAUCGAGGCGACGACUGAUAGCGCGGAAAAUGAAGAUGGCUUCGAUCUCGACGAUCUUUUACCGAUCGUCGGUGAAUUCGGCCGUUAUCAGAAACAACUUCUCUGGCUCGUGUGCCUUCCGGCGUGUCUCCCAUGCGGCUUUUGCGCCUUCAACCAGCUGUUCAUGGCCGACACGCCACCCCACUGGUGCAAAAUACCGGGGUUGGAGAGUCUGGAUGUCUCUCGAAGAAGGAGACUCGCGAUUCCGACCAUUCAGGACGACAAUGAAACGUACAGUCAAUGCACGCGAUACGAUAUCGAUUGGACAGCGGAAAACAUUUCCGUCGUGACAACAGCCUCGUUCGUGCCAAAUUCAUCGUGGCCGGUUGUUCCAUGCGAUCAUGGUUGGGAGUACGAGAUGUCGGAAGUGAAAUCUUCUAUCGUUAUCGAUUUUAAUCUCGUAUGCGAUUAUGCGAUUUAUCCAACGAUCGGAUUAGUCGCUUUAAACACAGGUGGACCGAUCGGGGUGUACCUUUUCGGUACCUUGAAUGACAGAAUUGGCAGAAGAUUGUCCUUCUUCACGUGUCUGGCCACUCUGAUAACCGGUGGAUUUUUAACAUUCAUAUCGAACAGCUUCUGGACAUGGGCCGCAACAAGGAUGGUCGUCGGUUUGACCAUCCCAGCCAUUUAUCAAAUUCCCUUUAUCAUAUCUUUGGAACUGGUUGGUCCAAAUUAUCGAUCAUUCGUGACAGUGAUGACUUGCAGUUUCUAUACAAUGGGAUUGUGUAUGCUGGCCGGUGUCACGUACUUGAUAAGAGAUUGGAGAACGUUAGCCAUAGUCACGAGUGCGCCAUUUCUUUUGUACAUCUUAUACUGGUGGUUCUUGCCAGAGUCACCGAGAUGGUUGUUGGCGAAAGGUCGGUUGGGCGAGGCGAACGAUAUCUUGGAACGAUUGGCAAAAGUAAAUGGAAAAGAGUUGCCGCUUUCUUUCACGCAAAAAUUACGACAACGUAUGAUGAUGUCACGGUCCAAAAGUGAAGAAGAGAGAUUACGUAGCGGUCCCGGUGUUUUAUCACUCUUCAAAACUCCAAACAUGCGAUUAAAAACAUGUUUGAUCACUCUAAAUUGGUUCGCGAACAACAUGGUCUACGUUGGAUUAUCGUAUUAUGGGCCAGCAUUGGGUAACGAGGAACACUUGAGCUUCUUCUUCUCAUCUCUUGCCGAGAUUCCUAGCUACAUGGCUUGCUGGGUCGUGAUGGAUCGAUGGGGUCGCCGUUGGCCUCUUUGCUUGAGCAUGGUGGUGGCUGGAAUCUCGUGCAUUACCACAGUUCUUUUGUCACCCGAUGCGGUUGUGACCACGCUAAUUCUAUUCCUCUUAUCGAAAUCCGCGAUAUCGGCCUCCUUUCUAAUUAUAUAUCCGUUCGCCGGUGAACUUUACCCCACGCAAUUGCGCGGCGUAGCGAUCGGUUUCUCUGCCUACAUCAGUGGUCUGGGACUAAUAAUCAUUCCCUUUGUUACGUAUCUCGGCAAGGAAAACUUGGUGCUGCCCCUCGUAAUUCUUGGCGUCGUAUCUGUAAUCGGCGGAUUGUCAGGCCUGCGUUUGCCCGAGACUCUGCAUCAUCGAUUGCCCCAAACCGUCGAGGAAGGGGAAUUGUUCGGCAAAGAUUGGACUUGUGCCGAUUGUUUUCGCUGCGUUCCAACCAAACCUUCGUCGGCCGCGGCGUCUUACGAGGAUCUGUCGGCGAGAGAGACGGUGGAGAUGCACGAAGUACCCGAGGCACCGAUACCUCAAAGGCUGUUGGAGGAUCAGCAAAGACCGAGCGGAUCGAGCGUGAAUCACCGGAAGCGAUUUCUUUUCUGGGAGAGAAUCGCUUUGAGGGGCGACAUGUCGGAGACUUUGAGCGCGAGAAACGAGGCUGUGACUCGUGCACAGGUAGAAAGCGAAGAAAAUAGAAAAGUGGCGGGCUGCUGGCCACCACUCUAUACACCACAUGUAUAGAGAGAUCCUUUGGGGUUGAUGUCGAAAAGAGGCAGUGCAGGGCCACGAUGUUUCGCGAGCCGGCGAAAAAGGGUCGAGGGUGAAAAGGACAGAAUUGAAUUCACUGUUGGUAAAGGGGAGAGAGGGGUGAUACGGUGCCAUUAUCAAUUUACAGGGAUCAAAGGCAGCGUGACGCGACGCUAAUUAGUCCGCUGCAACGUGACGCUGGAAACAGCCACGUGCAAGUUUCGAAUGCUCGAAAUAUACUCACUCGUACGAAAGGAUACGCGAAAAUCUAAUUGCGGCCUGGAUCUGGACGGCAAACAACUUUCCACGAUUUUCGAAUGGUAAUUUCUGGGCGGAAGGAUAUUUAAUCGUGUCGCGAUAUAAAUCUCGAGUUGCUUUUUAAUUUUA